Messenger RNA from Wallemia ichthyophaga EXF-994, 555 nucleotides. RefSeq lists its product as uncharacterized. The transcript has a single exon. NCBI's taxonomy places the organism in Eukaryota, Fungi, Basidiomycota, Wallemiomycetes, Wallemiales, Wallemiaceae. The record is from RefSeq and is a predicted model, not a curated record. Gene Ontology annotation, molecular function: nucleic acid binding. The coding region runs from base 1 to 555 and encodes 184 amino acids.
AUGGACAACCAGGCGGCCCUGGCAGCCAUGUUUCAGCUGCAAUCAACAAAGACGGGUCAAUACCUGGUGAUGAGAAUACUUGAGCAGGUGACAAAGCUAAAUUCAAUUAGAAGAAACCAAAGUCCUGUCAUCAACCUGAAUUGGAUCCCAGGCCAUACUGAAAUUUACGGAAAGGAAUUAGCGGACAGAACUGCAAAUGAGGAAAGGACAACCACAGCUCAUACCACAACUAUUGACUUUGCACUGAGGACUUCAUUCUCAGCUAUGAGACGCAGCAUGCGCAAGCGCUACGCAGCCCCGCUCAGGGUGGAAGCCUCACGUAUGACUGAUCUCAUGUCUCACACCUCAAAAACGGCGGCAGGCAAGCUGACGUCUGCAAAGACAGCCAAGAUACUCAGUGGCUUGCCACGAGCAACAAGUUGCCUAGCCACCCAGCUCCGCACAGGGCACCUCCUCAUAACUAAGUCAUAUCGCCAUCGAUUCAAAAUAAUAGACUCACCGAGAUGCAGUACAUGCGGCGUAGACGACACCAUUUCCCACAGAAUCUUCGUCUGA